AGAAACUCAGAGCCGGCGGGUUGAAAAGAGGGGAAAUGGGUCAAAUGCUGAGCGUUUUCGGAUCAAUGGUUGAAGAGAAAAGCAAGAUGAUCGAAUGGUGAGAGGGGGAAAAAUUACAAAAAAACCAUAGCGUUUUCUUUUUCCUUGAUAUAGAAGGGGAUUUAUAGUAAUUUGUAUGGGGGUGUUUUUUUCCUUCUCCGAAGUUCUCUUCUUCCUUUCACUGUGAAUAAAAAAGGGGAAAAGGAAGAGAAAGUAACUGAAAGUCAGAAAACCCCAUCUGUUCCCUAAGCUGCCUCUUUCUUCCAAGUCUUCCAUCUUUUUCUCUUCUAUCUUUCAGUGAGUGUGAUUUGGUUUUUAACUCAAAUCUCCUUUUUCUUUCCCUUUUGUAGAGAUACAUUGGAAAUUUACGCACUGGAGCUGAAAAUUCUAGCCAUGACCAUUUUAAAAGACAUGGCAACAGACGGCAUUUUUAAGUGGGAGAACAACAGACGGCAUUUUUAAGUGGAAGACAGCUGAUGGAUGGAGUUCUGAUUGCUAAUGAGGUGAUCGACGAAGCAAAAAAGAAGAAGAGGAAAACAAUUAUGUUUAAGAUUGACUUUGAAAAGGCCUAUGAUAAGGUUAGCUGGGAAUUCCUGGAAUAUAUGAUGCAGAGGAUGGGAUUCUGUGACAAGUGGAGGAAGUGGAUUGGAGAGUGCUUAAGAACAAGCCUUGUAUCAGUUCUGGUCAAUGGUAGCCCAACAAGGCAAUUUAGUGUUUCAAAAGGUCUUAGACAAGGAGAUCCCCUAUCACCCUUCUUAUUCCUAAUCAUUGCAGAAGGUUUAAAUGGGCUGGUAUGCAAUGCAACUCAAAAAGGAUUGUUGGAGGGAGUCGAAGUGGGAAGCAAAGGUCUGAAAUUGUCACAUCUUCAAUUUGCAGAUGACACAAUCCUAUUUGGAGAAGCUACUGAGAAAAAUGUCCUAGCAAUGAAAGGAAUUCUGAGAGCAUUUGAAAUAGUCUCUGGACUUAAGGUUAGUUUUAACAAAAGCCAACUGAUGGGAAUCUGUGUACAAGAGGAAUGGUUGGAUAGAAUGGCAUGGCUGCUGUGCUGCAAAAAAGGAAGUAUGCCGUUUAAGUAUCUAGGCAUCCCUAUCGGGGGGAAUCCGAGGAGAAUAGCCUUCUGGAAACCAUUACUGGAAACCUUCAACAAGAAGCUUCACACUUGGAAGGGUCGGUUUCUUUCUCUUGGUGGUCGGAUAACUCUUAUUAACUCAGUACUGUCCAGCCUCCCCGUGUUUUGGAUGUCACUGUACCUACUCCCGAAAGGGGAAGGGGCAGGAGUUAGUUUUUGGUGGGAUGAGUGGGGUGAGGGAGAAAGUCUUGCUAACAAGUUUCCAAGACUUUACACAUUGUCUACAGGAAAGAACAACAGCAUAAAUCAAAUGGGAGGGUGGCAAAAUGCAUCAUGGGUGUGGAAACUAACAGAAGGAAAAGGAAGGAUGGGAGUGCAUAUGGUUUGCCACAAUAUGGACAAUAUGGCUAACAAGAAACGGGAGGGUAUUCAAAAGAAAGGAAACAGACAGAAGAAAAAUGCUAGAGCUGGCCUCACCAUCCUGCUUCAGAUAAAUGAAGUAAAGGGCCUCCAAAUAAAAAAAGAUGGCAAAUGGGUUCCAACUAAGCCUCUCCCAAAUGCCUUCAUCAUCAACAUUGGAGACGUUUUGGAGGUUAUAACAAAUGGAGCAUAUCGUAGCAUCACUCACCGCGCGACAAUUAACUCAGAAAGAGAAAGGCUCUCUGUUGCCACAUUCUAUAACCCGAAGUAUGAAGGGGAAAUAGGUUGCAAGAAACUUGAUCUCUCAGCAAAAACCAGCGUUGUUCAAGAGAUUGGGGGGCUGAAUUUCAAAGUAGCCGGAGGAGGAAGAAAGAAAGAGGGGGAAGAAGGUUCGGUGGGUCACAGUAGGAGGAGGAAGAAAGAGAAAGCAAUAAGGGGAAGAAGAGAAAGGGGGGAGGAUCCUAGCUUGGCUGGGUUUGGUUAGCAGAGGAGGUAGCAGUAGGAGGAGGAAGAAAGAGAAAGAAAGAGGAGGAAGAAAAUAGGGGGAGAGGUUUUUUUAUUUUUUUAUUAAAAAUAUAAAGAUUUAUUUACA
Messenger RNA from Rubroshorea leprosula, 2120 nucleotides. The record is from the annotation of a GenBank genome assembly. Lineage: Eukaryota; Viridiplantae; Streptophyta; Magnoliopsida; Malvales; Dipterocarpaceae.